Molecule: messenger RNA, 2197 nt
Organism: Salmo salar (Atlantic salmon)
Lineage: Eukaryota; Metazoa; Chordata; Actinopteri; Salmoniformes; Salmonidae
Source: RefSeq, a predicted model, not a curated record
AUGGCGAUCGGGACAGGCGGGUCACCUGAUAUCUGUCAGACGAUGACGUCACAGCGAUCGUCCAGGGCGCUGGAAGAAACUCAACACUCUGCAGCACUACAAGUAGACACCCAUGUUGGAGGAGGGGAGGAAGGGCUGAGGCUGUGGCACCUGGUGAAGUCCAGCGAGGACCCAGAGAUCCCCAAACACAGGAAGAGCAGCAUGAGAGAGAGGGAGAGAGCCAAGGCAAUACCAGAGAUAUACCUGACACGACUACUAUCUAUGAAGGGGACGCUGCAGAAGUUUGUAGACGACGUGUUCGUAGCCAUCCUCAACACCAAGCGCCCUCCUCCCAUCGCUGUGCGUUUCUUCUUUGACUUCCUGGAUGACAUGGCGGAGAAACACGGCAUUGACGACCCCGAGACCGUACACAUCUGGAAAACUAACAGCUUGCCUCUGAGGUUCUGGGUCAACAUCCUGAAGAACCCUCAGUUUGUGUUUGAUGUCCAGGUGACCGAUAGCGUGGACGCUGUCCUCUCUGUCAUCGCGCAGACCUUCAUUGACUCUUGCACCACCUCCGAACACAAAGUUGGACGGGACUCUCCAGUGAAUAAACUACUGUACGCCAGAGAAAUCCCCAGAUACAAACAGCUUGUUGAGAGGUAUUAUAGUGACAUCCACAGUGCAGCGUCUGGCUGUUACCAAGAGAUGAACUCUACUCUAACAGAGCUGUCUGGGAGUUUUGGAUCAGACAUGAACAGUCUGGUGGCUCUGCUUGAGUUGUAUAAAUACAUCAACAAAUACUACGACCAGAUCAUCACAUCUCUGGAGGAGGAUGGAGCUGGACAGAAGAUGCAGCUGGCCUAUCGUCUACAGCAGGUCGCCGCCCUGGUGGAGAACAAGGUCACUGACCUUUAACCCCUGAUCUCUGACUCCUGGCCUAUCGUCUACAGCAGGUCGCCGCCCUGGUGGAGAACAAGGUCACUGACCUUUAACCCCUGAUCUCUGACCUGGUGGAGAACCACAGACGGACAGAGCUGCGUUUAGUACCACAGAACGUUACAGCAGAGAACGCGAAACACUCAGAUCCACUUCCUCUCAUGGGGUUCUUUUUUUUUCUCCCCGGGGCGGACCCACUCUCGUCUGCAUAUUGCUCCCGCCCGCGGAGGGGCUGCCUCAGAGCGAAACAUCUCACGGGAAAAAUAAAUUCUGUUAAGGGGCGGAGUUGUUUCUGCGCCAGAUAUUAUGGAGGAACUGAACUCAACGCGGGGAAAAGCACACUUACACAGACCAUUUAAAUAAACUAUCUUCCUCAUCCACCGUAUAUGCUUUAUGUUGUGUGUGCGUGUGCGUGUGCGUGUGCGCGUGUGUGUGUGUACAUGGUUCUGAUGUUGCUUCCAGAGGCAGUUUGGAACUCGGUAGUGAGCGUUGCAACCGAGGACAGAUGAUUUUUACACGUUUCAGCACUCGGCUGUCCCGUUCUGUGAGCUUGUUGUGGCCUACCACUUUGUGGCUGUGCCGUUGUUGCUCCUAGACAUUUCCAUUUCACAAUAACAGCACUUACAGUUGACCCGGGCAACUCUAGCAGGGCAGAAAUGUGAUGAACUGACUUGUUGGAAAGGUGGCAUCCUAUGAUGGUGCCACGUUGAAAGUCACUGAGCUUUUCAGUAGGGUCCAUUCUACUGCCAAUGUUUGUCUAUGGAGAUUGCAUGGUUGUGUGCUUAAUGUUAUCCACCUAUCAGCAACGGGUGUUUCUGAAAUAUAAUCCCCUAAUUUGAAGGGGUGUCCACAUACUGCUGUCAUGGGUGUAGAUGUAUGUUCCAGGGCGUCUGUAUUGCAGUCAUGCUGCACAGAUGAUAACAUCUGACACGGCCUAUAUUAACCCCCUGAGCUGUACAGGUCGACUGCAACGUGGACGUCCUGUAACGAGCCCACAGUCUAGUCUUAAUGACAGUCUAUAACCACCGUUUGGGGGCCUCCGCCCAGCAGCUCUCCAGCCUGUCAGACUCUCUCAGUACUCUACCUACAGAUGGACGGUUUUUAGCAAAACCUUUCUUUAUUAACAGUAGUUUUGUGAACAUCUAUAUCCUUGAAUACCAGGAAAUACAAGCUCAAUGUCUGGUGGUGUUGUAAAAUGUUUUAUUCCCACCCUCUCCCCCCUAAUGUCUUGUUGUUUUGAAAUCCAUUUUCCAAUUACACACUGAAGAUUUUAAAGCAA